Rotaria socialis is the source of this 831-nucleotide messenger RNA. Lineage: Eukaryota; Metazoa; Rotifera; Eurotatoria; Philodinida; Philodinidae. The record is from the annotation of a GenBank genome assembly.
AUGGCGAUGUCAUUAGCCAGUAAAAAAGUUUCCUUGACAGUGAAAGCGCAGAAAAUGUCGACAGCGACUGUCAAUGGACGAUCUCGGGAAGAAAAGCAUAUUCUAAAAAAUGCCCAUGGCACUGUUAUGGUCAUCGGCUGGAUGAUUUUCGCUUCUACAGGUAUAUUAUUUGCACGUUAUGGACGUUCGUUACAUAUUGGCAAUAAGCAAAAAUUUCUCGGCGAAUCAAUUUGGUUUCAAGGUCACCGCUUUAUUCUGUUUUUGGCGACCCUGGCUACACUGCUUGGCUUUUUACUUAUUUUAGCUGAAGUUAACGGCGAAUGGAUAAAACUCAGAGAAGGACUCACCUUUGUGCAUUCGGUGCUUGGUGGUAUUAUUGUAUGCUGUGCGCUAUUGCAAGUAUCCAUGGCACUAUUUCGCUGCCAUCCAGAUAGUCCAUUUCGUUUUGUCUAUAACUGGUGUCAUCGAGCAACUGGAUUUUUGGCAUUUUUACUCUCUGUCCCCACUAUCUUUAUUAUAAUAGUGAAAUGGAAAGCCAACCGUGCCGGCCUGAUAGUUAUUAUGUCACUGUGGUCAGCUUGGGUCUUAAUAAUUGUUGUUCUAUUAGAAAUCGUUCGAUUAUACUUUUCAAGAAUGUCACCAAUUGCUUACUCUAAAGAGACUAGAGAAUAUGAAUUGACCAAUUCAAAUUUACCACCAACUCUGAUGUUACAACAAACUGAAGAAACUCAUAAUAGACUUCCCAACAAUAUAAUACUCAUGUUGUUUUUUGUGCAUAUGAUUGUCGCUAUUGCUUUAUCCAUUCCGCUUAUUGUUCUUAUUUGGAAUUAG